AUGAAAUCGUUUGUAAUAUGUGCUUAGCGGCUGUGAUUUAAUACUUAACGUAUGUAAAAAUAAUAGACCUCAUAUUGUUACCUUAUGUUAGGAACGUAGUUUCUUAUAACAUUUUCACACAACAUAAAGUACAGGGAAUGUUGGAGUGUAAGUUUGGUUGCCCUGUCGAGUCAUACUUGUGGCAGGCUGUAGUUAUCUAUGGCAUAGGUUUUCUGCGUCUUCUCGAAUGCUAUUUAAACAGGGCAAUUGUUUCUACUCGGUAAUUGUAAAAGGAAGGCAGGGUGAUGACGGACAGUGAACCUCAAGCAAAGAAGAAAAUGUCAAGUUCUCUUGCACAACUUAAGAAGUUUACCACUGUUGUGGCAGAUACGGGGGAUUUCGAAGCCAUGAAGCAAUACAAACCCACUGAUGCCACCACAAACCCAUCUCUUAUGUUGUCUGCUGCCAACAUGCCACAGUAUAAACAUCUUAUUACAGAAGCUGUCAAAUAUGGUCGCAAAGCUGGAAACCCUGUUAAACAACUGAAGGCUGCGGCGGAUAUGUUGCUUGUCUUGUUUGGAAAUGAGAUACUGAAAAUUGUUCCAGGACGAGUCUCUACAGAAGUUGAUGCUAGGUUGUCAUUUGAUAAAGAAGCCAGUAUACAGAAGGCUAGGCAUUUGAUUCAGCUGUAUGAAGAGCUGGGGAUAAAGAAAGACCGGAUUCUCAUUAAGCUUGCAUCUACGUGGGAAGGCAUACAAGCUGCAAAAGAAUUGGAAGAAGUUCAUGGGAUCCACUGCAACUUGACAUUACUUUUCUCCUUCUGCCAAGCAGUGGCAUGUGCUGAGGCAGGAGUUACACUUAUUUCACCGUUUGUGGGUCGAAUUCUUGACUGGCACGUAGCAAAUACAGGCCAGAAAACGUAUGAAUCGCACGAAGACCCAGGAGUUACAUCUGUUACAAAAAUCUACAACUACUACAAGAAGUUUGGAUACAAGACAGUUGUCAUGGGAGCAUCCUUCAGAAAUGUUGGUCAGGUAAAAGCACUAGCAGGUUGUGACUUGCUAACAAUUAGCCCCAAGCUGCUGGAGGAGCUUGACUCAAGUAACGAAGAAGUGUACGAGUCUCUUACCGAGAAGUCUGCUCUUAAGGCCGAUGUUGAAAAGGUGACUGUGGAUGAGAAACUAUUCCGCUGGAUGCUGAAUGAGGAUCAGAUGGCCUCUGACAAGCUGUCUGAGGGUAUUCGCAAAUUUGCUGAAGAUUCACGCAAGUUGGAAACGCUUCUGAAGGAGCAUUUGAGCAAGGCUAAAUGAAAUUAUCAGUGAACUGUCAUACUUCAAAAUGCAAUCAAUGCCAAUUGCCAUCAAGAAAUAAAUUAUAUAUUCAUUACACUGGUUUGGCAUCUAUAAUUUUGGUAAAAGGGAAGGUGAAAUUCAGAAUGAUACUUAUAGUCGUAAUUGAGGAAAUGGUAACAAGUUAUUACUAUUUUAAACUUUUCACUCUCUUUUAUUAUAUAACAUCACACAGUUUUAUGAAAUAUAUUGUCUGUCUUUACAGUUCCAGAACUGUUUUUAUCUGCAUUCUUUUGUAUGCUUUUUUAUUUGAGAUAACUUCCAGAACUGAAGUACAUCAUUAUAUUUUAAGGAUUUUUCUUUUUCCCCAAUUAUAAUAUAAUAUUUAAUUUCAGACAAUGCAAAUUUUUAAUAAUGCCCUGAUAUGUAAUAUAUAUAUAUCUGACAAUAAUAGUACUAGUUGCAGUUUUUGACAUGGUAUGGGUUUUGCGAUAAAAAUGCUGUGUAACGAGUCUUAUCAAAAUCUGUUGAAUGACUCAAAGAAUGCAUAUUGUUUACAUGUAAUACUUAUCUUAGGAGUUUAUAAUGAAUGAGAGUGUAAUAAAGUUUGUGUAUGACACUUA
Molecule: messenger RNA, 1891 nt
Organism: Zootermopsis nevadensis
Lineage: Eukaryota; Metazoa; Arthropoda; Insecta; Blattodea; Termopsidae
Gene: Taldo
Product: transaldolase
Biological process (GO): pentose-phosphate shunt, non-oxidative branch; pentose-phosphate shunt; carbohydrate metabolic process
Cellular component (GO): cytoplasm; intracellular anatomical structure
Molecular function (GO): transaldolase activity
Source: RefSeq, a predicted model, not a curated record